Amborella trichopoda is the source of this 1501-nucleotide messenger RNA. RefSeq names its product protein GID8 homolog. Gene Ontology annotation, molecular function: protein binding. The record is from RefSeq and is a predicted model, not a curated record. NCBI's taxonomy places the organism in Eukaryota, Viridiplantae, Streptophyta, Magnoliopsida, Amborellales, Amborellaceae.
GUCCCCCAUUUGCCAUGUGUGAGCGUGCUGGGGGAAUCGCUCCUUGCUUCGAUUUCACUUCCUCUAUAAAAUUGGAGCACAACAACGAGCCGGAAAAUCCAGAGAGCUGAUUUUUAUAUCUACAGUUUGUUUUGCCUGUUUCAUCGGUCCGUUUCUUGAUUUCCAGGUUUCUUUCUCCAUUCUAUUGAGAGCUAUAUGUAUUUUCUCUCUGAGGCGCAAAGUUUGUUUCUCCUGGACCUAUCUAGGCCUAAGGCUUUCUCUUAACUCAGUCUCGGUUUUCUAUAGUGGGAAAGGUAUCCAGGCGUUGUUUUAAAGGUGCAGCAUAUUCUAGGAUGUGGCUGUACAAGCAUGAACUUCUGUACACUUGGUCGAUAUAGAGGUGGAUUAUCACUCAAGCUAGGUCGGGAAGCAAUUCAGGUCUAGAUUUGGUGGUGUUACCGCUCCAGGACACAUUCAAUUAUAUCGCUGCAACUUCAAUAAUGUCUACUUCGAAGAAAGUAAUUACAAGGGAGGAUUGGGAGAAAAAGCUUAAUGAUGCCAAGAUCAGAAAAGAAGACAUGAAUAAGCUGGUUAUGAACUUUCUUGUGACUGAGGGUUAUGUUGAAGCUGCUGAAAAAUUUCGAAUGGAGUCUGGCACUGAGCCAGAUAUUGAUCUCACAACAAUAACGGACCGAAUGGCUGUGAAAAAAGCUGUGCAGUGUGGGAAUGUAGAAGAUGCAAUUGAAAAAGUUAACGAUUUGAAUCCUGAAAUACUUGACACAAAUCCACAGUUAUUCUUCCAUCUCCAACAGCAGAGGUUGAUAGAGCUCAUCCGCAACGGCAAAGUAGAGGAAGCUUUGGAGUUCGCUCAAGAGGAGCUUGCCCCUAGGGGUGAAGAAAAUCAAAGCUUUCUAGAAGAGCUGGAGAGGACGGUAGCAUUGCUAGCAUUUGAGGAUGUGUCCAACUGCCCCGUUGGAGAGCUGCUUGACAUAUCUCAACGCCUCAAAACAGCAAGUGAGGUCAACGCUGCAAUUCUCACAAGCCAGAGCCAUGAAAAGGAUCCAAAACUUCCAAGCCUCUUGAAGAUGUUGAUUUGGGCUCAGAAUCAAUUAGAUGAGAAGGCCACUUUCCCUCGAAUAAAAAAUUUCUCUACUGCAGCUCUAGAAGACCCAUCAAUCUAAAUCCCACAUGUAUCAUACGGGGGCCUUCUGUGCAAGGGUCUUUGCAUCCAUUUACUUGAUCUUGAGGUGCCAUUGAAUUAAUUUUUGCCUUUUUAAUUUUCUCAUGCUCAUUCGAAUGUGGAAGUGUAUAAUGUAACAAGAGCAUGGCUUUGCCAUUGAUUGAGAGAAAAUGCUAGAAGUGCAUGUCAAAGCUACCUUUGGGCAAUGUAACGAUGCAAGAGGCCAUGUGAUCGAAUUAUCAAUGUAUGAAAGAGGGUGUGAUCUGCUUUGUAUUUUGAAGUACGAAUAUUGUCUUCCAUUUUCCUGUGCAAGAGACAUAUCCUUUCUCCAUUGACCAAUUU